This is a messenger RNA of Amoebophrya sp. A120, 3358 nucleotides long. The record is from the annotation of a GenBank genome assembly. NCBI's taxonomy places the organism in Eukaryota, Dinophyceae, Syndiniales, Amoebophryaceae.
AGUGCCUUUUUUUCUUCUGUUACUUACUGUCCGCACACCAUCCGUCGUCUUGAGUGUUGAUGUUGCACGUUAUUCGUAUAUCCUUUUAAGCUAUGGAAUUCAAAUUAUUUUUCACGUUCUUUCAGUACCUCUCACAUCAAGCAAGCAAGACGUGAACAAAGCCUCAACAUCUAACUAUCAGUAUGCACGGUGGCGCCGCUCAGUCGUUUUACGCCCCGCCGCCGGUGCGCGGGGCGGAGUACGCGUCAUGGACAAAUUCUUCCCUUGGUCGCUUCCUGCUCUUCUCCACCGCCAUGACGCUCUUUAUGCUCACCGCCUUCGGGCUGACGAUCAACGCGAGUUAUGGGGAGAAGUCCGGUGGGGAGGUUCCCAACCCCCGCGGCCCGACGGAGCAGUUUCUCCUUCUGCUGGUCACCCUUUUUUUCCUCGCCGCCUACUACUCAGUGCCGGUGUUCGCGGAGCGCUGCGGGGUGGGCGUCUUCGACGCGAACUGGAAACCGUACGUGCACUUUUUCCGCCUCUCCUUCUUCACCGCCAUUAUGGGGUUCUCAACUGUUACAUUCUCAGCUGUUACAUGAAUUUGUGAUGCAAGAAUGGCAAAAGUCAAAGGGGUGACCUUGCGCGUCUAGCAUGACAGAUUCGGCACAGAUUCUCAGCCUGUUUGGCUCUUCGAGAAUUUGUCAUGCGGAGCAGCUUGAUCGUAUCGAUUCUAAUUGUGAUUUUGCAUGACAAAUCAUGUAACAGUUGAGAAUGUAACAGUUGAGAAUGUAACGUUUGAGAACGCCAUAGCCAUGCCCGCUUUGUUCUGCAUCGGCAUGGGGUUCGGCCCCAACGUGUCCAACGGCGCGCAGAUCGCGGGGACGCUUUUUCAGGACCUGAUCGCGAGCACGGCGGACGGCGAUUUGAACCGCGUGGUCGGCGACUACUUCGUCGUGGACGACAUGUUUGUGGGGCUGAACCUCACCCGGGCCAUCAUCCAGACGCUCUCCGAGCCGACAAGUCGCGGGUCCACGCGCGCGCAAACCCGGGGCGGGCAGGUGUUUCACAUGCCCACCCAGUUCAGCGAAAUCAACUACUUCGACCGCAAGGACGCGCUCGCCGGCCCGCCCCCGCCCCUGCCCAAAGACAUCAUCGGCCACUACGUCUUCGCGCCGAUCUUCGAGACCUGGCGGAUCUGCAUCACGUAUCACGAGAAAAAAGUGCUACAGUUACACAUUUGUUGGAGUUUCUGCAUCACAAAUUUUCUCUGUGUGACAGAGAAAACUUGUAAUGCGAAGAUCAUAAGGGAAAACAGGAAGGAAACGAGGCUCCUAAGCAUUUCCUGCAUGAGAAAGGUUGUCUGUGUUGCCGGUCUUGCAACACAAUGUGUAACUGUAGCGCUUUUUUAUUCCGAUAUCACGCGCGGCGCGGUCAGUAGCAUCUGCAUGCGGGAGAACACGUUGAUCGGAUUAUCACAAUGAAAAACGCCCCCACCCCCGAACUUGGGAGCACUUGUAUUGCAAACCUUUCCAACAGAAACACUCGCCCUCUUGCAUCUAGCAGCAUCACAGAUUUCCAAUCGUGAAUAGCGUGCGAAGAUUUGUAUUACAACAGAUCCCAGGAAGAGCAGCACUUGUCAUGCAAGCAAUGCUAUAUACGCCUAGACUCUGCAUCACAAAGAUUCAUAUUCCUCUCAUGCAUGACAAAAAGUUUUCAUUUGGAAACUUCGCAUCACAAAUUAUUGCAACUUUGGGGGUGGGGGCAUUUUUCACGGUAAUACGGAUUCCAGUACAAGCAGGCGGACAGCACCUGCCGCCGCGCCGGCGCACUGGGCUGCUUAGUCGAGCCGCGGCCGCAGUUGAACCCCAACUACCGGUAUCAAAUGUAAAAAUGUCUGGGUCUGGAAGAGUGCGACUUGUCAUGCUAAAUCUGAAGCAUGCAAAAAUCUGUGUUGCAUGAUUGCCAAAAGUCGUCCAGUUUUGACCAAGUCGGGAGGGAGUUUCUCAUGCAGAAUAGGCAUGAGAGAGAUUGCGCAGCAUCUGUCAUGCUAGGUCCUGCAUUCCAGGCUUCAUGGGUCAUGGAAAAGCUGCAUGACAAAUCGCGCAUUCUUCCAGACCCAGACAUUUUUACAUUUGAUAACCGGUGCCGGCAAACGAACGCGGUCCUCGGCCUCAGCGCGAAGGGCCAGAUCACGGGGCUGUGCGGACGGAUUGCCAUCCCACCACACCCAAAUCUCUUGGACGAGAUCGUGCAGAGGCACACACAGGACGGGUGGAUGCUAGGUAAUAUGCCGGUUUUGUGUUUGUACUUCAGAGAUUUAGAUGGUAUUUAGACCUGAUCCUGGAGGUAGUGUAGUGCGACUUUUGUCCAGGAACUAAGGUCUUGCUCGUGGUUCUACUUGUUGUUUGCCUUUGCAGUAUGCUCAAAAGAUAAAUUCACUUUGACGUCGAAGAUGUGUAGUAAAGAACCGAACGUAAAGCUAGAGAAGCCUGCUAUUUACUAUUUCUCUUUGUUCAUCGAAAUGUAGUUUCUUCUGCAGUAAAUAGAUACCCUGGCUGUAGCUAAUCGGAAGAAAACGGUAACCAUGAAUCUGAAUCGUUGAGCAUCAACAUCAACCAGGUGAAACGAUGGCAUGCCACUGUCCCACAGACGGUUCAAGUGGCACGGACGUCGCCUGCCCGCCGGGCUUGCGGGACACGAGCUGCAAAAACCUGGCACCCCUGUUCUUCGUAAACGCCGACGCCGACGACCGGAUAAGCAAAACCAAAGAGGCGGAAUCUCUCUGGUUCAAGUACGAGCUAGCGGGAGGGGUGUUUGGUGGGCUGACAGUCUUCCUUAUACUCCUGACGAUGUUAGGCGACUGCUACGUAGACCGAUAUCUACGGGCUGCGGCCAAGUACGCGACAUGAGGACGAUGGGUGGACUUUUGUGGUGGCGACGAAGGUCAAGGAUGUGAGGUCUGCUGUUGCUGUUACUUGUUCCUGGCAGUCGCAGUUGCCGCGAUGGAUAAGGAAUCGUAGUCGAAUGCUGGUUGUACUUGUUCUACAUCAACCUACUCGCUACUUCUCCUGCUUCGCCUGCUGUCAAGGGCAAAUCUGAGGUCGACCUUCCGGAAGACCCGAACACCUACAACACCCAAUAGACCGCUGGUGCGGGUGGAUAAGUAGUUUCGUGCCGGUUUUGAAGCCUGAGAUAUCACUCAGCUUCGCGACGCAAAAUUAAUGACAUUGUUCUUGAACCAUCAAUCUCAAUCUAGUUACCUUGUCCAGGAUUUAGUGCCCUGGCUUGAACUCGUAGCUAUCGAUAUAUGAAAGUAGACGAGCAAAUGAAUAUAUGAAGGUGAUUUUCCCUGUUGGAUUGAAACGCAAUGAUGCAGGUG